AUGUACUCCAAACAUACAAAUAAAAUAGUGGCAAAAAUAUCAAAGUCAUCAAGAAUUCAUGACAUCCCGCGGUCUGAACAAGUUUCCACAGGGCUACAUUAUUUAGGCCUCAGUUUCCUUGCUUACCUUUCAGAUCCAAAGGCCAAUUCUUCCUACAGAUUCCUGGCACCCUGGAUUGGGUAUGGUUUGCUCCUGUUGAAUGGCCAGAGGUGGUUCCAGCACCGGCGGAUGUUGACCCCAGCCUUCCACUAUGACAUCCUGAAGCCCUAUGUGGGAAUCAUGGCCAACUCUGUUCAAGUGAUGCUGGACAGAUGGGAGCAGCUCAUCAGUCAGGAUUCCCCUCUGGAGAUCUUUCAACACAUCUCCUUGAUGACACUGGACUCGAUCAUGAAGUGUGCCUUCAGCUACCAGGGCAGUAUCCAACUGGAUAGGACAUUCCAGCCCUACAUCCAAGCCAUUGGGUACCUGAAUAACCUGAUAUAUUCCCAUAUAAGGAAUGUCUUUCACCAGAAUGACACCAUCUACAGUUUGUCUUCAAAUGGUCGAUGGUCCAAAUACACCAGCCAUCUUGCCCAUGAGCACACAGACCAAGUGAUAAAGCAGAGGAAGGCAGAGCUCCAGAAUGAGGGAGAGCUGGAGAAGGUCAGAAAAAAGAGGCACUUGGAUUUUCUGGACAUCCUCCUGUUUGCCAAAAUGGAGAAUGGGAGCAGCUUAUCUGACGAAGACCUGCGUGCUGAGGUGGACACCUUCAUGUUUGAGGGCCAUGACACCACAGCCAGUGGCAUCUCCUGGGCCUUCUAUGCUCUUGCCAUGCACCCCAACCAUCAACAGAAGUGCAGGGAGGAGGUACAGAACCUCCUAGGGGAUGGAUCCUCCAUCGCCUCGGAACACCUGGACCAGAUGCCCUAUACCACCAUGUGCCUCAAGGAGGCCCUGAGGCUCUAUCCACCGGUUCCAACUGUUUCCAGAGAGCUCAGCAAACCUAUAACCUUCCCUGAUGGACACUUUUUACCCAAAGGUAUCCUGAUCUCACUCUCCAUUUAUGCCCUUCAUCACAACCCUAAGGUGUGGCCAAACCCUGAGGUGUUUGACCCUUCCCGAUUUGCACCUGAUUCUCCCCGACAUAGCCACUCCUUCCUGCCCUUCUCAGGAGGAUCAAGGAACUGCAUUGGGAAACAAUUUGCCAUGAAUGAACUGAAAUUGGCUGUGGCCCUCACCCUGCUCCAUUUUGAGCUACUGCCAGAUCCCACCAGGGUCCCCUUCCCAAUACAGCGAUCCACCUGCAUCUCAGGAAGCUCCACUAACCCUGGUGAGACAACAACAGGCUCUGAGGGUCUCUUGCCUACUAUCCUGUCUUUCUCUCACCUGCUCCUGUCCUGUCCCCAGCCUGUCCAUUCAUCUGGUUUCUAUCUGCUCACCUUCCUGCUCUCCUGCCUCUUUUCUGUCUGCUCUUGUAUCUCUCACCUUUCUUCAGGCUUCCCACCUGCUUGCCUGUCUACAUGUCUCCCUCCUGGCUGCAUCUCUGACAGGCUGUCUAGGCCCCGAUCACCUGCUUGUCCUUCACCCUACCUACCCCUCUACCUGUUUUUUCCUUUUCUACCUGCUGAUUUUUCUCUGUGUGAGCUUCCCACUGCUGCUAUAAUCAACUACCGCAACCUUUGUGGUUUUAAGUAACAGAAAGCUAUUCUCGUACAGUUCUAGAGCUCAGAAGUCUGAAUGGGUAUCACUGGGAGAAGAUCCAGAUGUUGAUGUGGCCAGCCUCUUCUGCAGGGUCCAGGAGACAACAUUUUCACUUGCCUUUCUACCCUAAGGAUGCAUUCCUUGCAUUCCUUGGAGCUGGUUCCUUCUUCUUUCUUU
Heterocephalus glaber (naked mole-rat) is the source of this 1857-nucleotide messenger RNA. The record is from RefSeq and is a predicted model, not a curated record. NCBI's taxonomy places the organism in Eukaryota, Metazoa, Chordata, Mammalia, Rodentia, Bathyergidae.